AUGAGCCCCUUUCGCAUUGUCUUUGGGAAGCCUUGUCAUCUUCCAGUUGAAAUCCAACACAAGGCGUAUUGGGCGGUGAAGCAUUGCAAUCCGGAUUUAGAGGGAGCGGGAAUGGAACGCAAGCUCCAUUUGGAGGAGUUAGAAUGUCUUAGGCUAGAAGCAUAUGAGAAUUCUAAGUUUUAUAAGGAAAAGGCCAAGACAUUCCAUGACCAAAAUAUUAGGAGGAAGAGCUUUAAGAUAGGUGAUGAGGUGCUUCUAUACAACUCAAGGUUGCGGUUGAUGCCCGGAAAGUUGAGAUCUAGAUGGGAUGGUCCAUUCAAGGUGGUGGAUGUCAAGCCUUAUGGGGUGGUUGAAGUGGUGCACCCUAUCAAUGGAACUACAUUCCAAAUCAACGAUCAUAGGGUGAAACCUUACCACGCACAACCCAAGCAUGCCAAGGAGUUUGAGAUUUUCCUCCUUAGAGAGGUUCCAAAUAAUCAAUUAACUCAUGCAAGUGCAACCUGGGACUUUAAACCAAAGUGUUAG
This is a messenger RNA of Arachis stenosperma, 525 nucleotides long. RefSeq lists its product as uncharacterized. Lineage: Eukaryota; Viridiplantae; Streptophyta; Magnoliopsida; Fabales; Fabaceae. The transcript has a single exon. The record is from RefSeq and is a predicted model, not a curated record. Bases 1 to 525 code for a protein of 174 amino acids.